CAUAUAAAUUCAAGAAUGGAGUUCAAUAACAUCAGUUCUUGUUGCGGCAUCAUGAAGUUCAAGUGUCUUGCGUUCUUUGCUAUCAUUGCCGCUGCAAAUUGUGCAUCCUUGUACGGCAACAUACCUGUCAAAAUUAUAUACGAACAUCCCCAGAUUUUACGAGCAGUCGAACAAGACACCAAUGAUAAUAACAAUUCCAACGAUUUACUUCAAGAAGAAAGCGAAGUUAGUAGAUCCAUUGUUGAUAAUCCCAAUGCAACUAUCAAAAAUGAGAGCGGUAUUUCACAGUUCGUAUCCGAGGAAAGUGGAAAUCUUUCUGCAAAAACUCUAAACGAAAACAUACAAGAAGAUGUCAUUCAAAAAGAAUCCGAAGAACCAAAAGGAAUCUCCGCAAAAGUCAUAAAUCAAUCGUUGAAAGAAGAAUCUGUCAAAGAUCUGCCCGAUGAACAAGAAGAAAUUUCUACGAAAAAUUUAAGUGAAUCCGUCAAUCUACAAAAGCAAGCUGAGGAAGAAAAGGAAGAUUCAGCGAAAAUAUUAAACGAGUCCCUGCAAGAAGAGUCUGUUCAAAGCUCGAGCGGGCAAGCAAAGAAGCUUCUUGAAACUUUAGAAGAGCAAAAGGAAGAACAGAAAAACAACUUGGACGAAAAGCCGCAACUUGCCGAAGAUGAAAAAUUAAAGGCUGAUAAGUAUGCUAUAAUACUGGACAAGGUUCUCACAGAUGUAGCAGCAGCCGAAAAACCCGACAGUCCUGAACUUCAAAGGGUGAGUACCGAUUCCAAUAAGCUUAUCGAAGAAAAACUAAAGUCUGCAUUAGAAUCUGAUAAAGAUUUUAGUCAGAAAAACGAAGAAAGCUACUCAAAUGCAAAAAGGAUCAUUUAUAACGGUAUCACUGAUAUAAAGAACAGUAUAGACACAUAUUUAAUGGAAAACAAAGAUCUUUAUCGCAAUAGCUCACCAAUAAACGAUAACCAUUGGGAAAAAUUAAACAACACUGUUGAAGGAAUUUUUACAAAUACGCUAAAAACUCAGAAAAAUAAUAUAAAUGAGCUGAUUUUGCCCAAGUUUAGGGACGUUUCUUCGCAAUUUGUAUCAGAAUUACGCCAAGGUAACUCUAGCUUCCCUCAAAACGUUAUAAACUUUUUCCAAGAAGGUUUCCAGCAAAUUCAAUCAUCUCUUAGUGGAAACCCUCCUGCAUCCCCCGUGUCUGAUAGUGAAGUUACUUCUUCGAGACCUAAUCCCAUCCAGGGUUUGUUCAGCCAAGUACAACAGAUUUUUCAACCCAAUAGACAGCCUAACAACGGUACCCAAAGCGACACCGAUCAAAAUCCAAUCAACAGACCGGUCCAAGCGAUUCAAAGUGCCUUCAAUCAAUUUCAACAAGGCGUAAGUGGUCUUAAUCCAUUCAAUCAACAGUCAUCUCAAGCUCCACCCUUAUCCCAAAAUGACCCACCAAAAGCUGGCGAGGGAAGUUCCACCCAAGCGCCGCCACUGCAAGCAAUCCAAAAUGCCUUUGGACAAUUUCAGCAAGGAAUUAGCAACCUAAACCCUUUUAGACCAUCACAGGCAUCUAACUCUCAAAACGACGAAGGCUCAACAUCAAAUCCUUUAUCACAAAUAUACCAGAACGUAUCAAAUCAGUUUAGUCAGGCAAUCAAUAAUUUAAAUCCAUUUAGACCAUCAGCCCAACAAUCUGGCGCUGCACAAAGUGAUGAACAAACACCUCAAAAUGGUUUUAUACAAACCUUUCAAAACGUUUCGAAUCAGUUUGGUCAAGCCAUUAGUAAUUUGAAUCCGUUCAGACCAACGCAAUCUUCAGGAAGUCAAAGUGACGAACAAUCAGCUUCCGGACAGAAUGGCAUUGUUCAAACAUUUCAAAACGUCUCAAACCAGCUUAGUCAAGCAAUUAACAAUUUGAAUCCCUUCAACCGUCAGACUACUGCAGCAAAUGACCCUUUGAUCCCUACAAGUUCUCAAGCACCGAUUCUGUCUCAAUCAGGAACGCCAUUAGCAAAUAUAGUAAAUGCUGCACAAGAAAUUUCACAAAAUAAACCUUCUCCAGGGUUUGCUGUAAACCCACCCGCGUUAUCACUUCCUGAGAACCCAGUAGCAACCAUUCAAGAGACUUUACAGGUUCCUCCAGGCGCUGGUCCUUCAGAAUCUGUACAAUCGCAAGGACAACAACUUCAACAAGGAAUACAAAAUGCUGGAAAUCAGAUAGCACAAGGAUUUAGCACUUCCAUACCGGUAAAUCCACCUGCAGAAAAAGCAAAACCAACAUUAAUUGAACUGCAACCAAGCAAAGCACCGGCCAUUGACUAUCAAGUGGAAAUAAUUCCUAGUCCAGGGGUUGAACUACAGGAGAAUCUGCGAUCUGAAAUUCCCGAACCAGAAGUACGUAACAAUUUCGAAAUUAUAGAGAUGAUUCCCAGUAUCAGUAUUGAUGUGAGAAGAAAGUGAAAGUGUUAAGAAAAGAACCGUAUUAGUUAUUAAAUUAAUUUAAAAUAAUGGCGUAGAUGUGUUACGUAAUUUAAUUUUCUCGAAUGAACUCAAUUGAAGCGCUAUUUAUUGUCUACAGUGCCUAUAGAUCGACGCUAGUAGUUAAGAAUUCUGAUUAUUUGGCAAUGAUUUAGGGAACACUAUUAGUGUUGCUGUACAAUACAUAUGUACGUUUCAGUAAAUACACGUGCUGGUAGAUUAAGUAACUUAUUUCGAAAGCGUAACCGGAGUGCUACUAUUAUUAUUAUUGCAACAAUCUAUGUGAUUAAUUUUCUAAUUUAAAUUAAACUGUAAUUAAUAAAAGCUUGCGAAUAAAUGCUUAUGACGAUAA
Molecule: messenger RNA, 2827 nt
Organism: Agrilus planipennis (emerald ash borer)
Lineage: Eukaryota; Metazoa; Arthropoda; Insecta; Coleoptera; Buprestidae
Product: serine/threonine-protein kinase pakD-like
Exons: 1
Coding region: 16-2457 (813 amino acids)
Source: RefSeq, a predicted model, not a curated record